UGAGGUAGGGGACAAAAAAAUAUGAGCUGGGAACGGGACUACUUCGAUCGGGAACCUCUUACCCCGGGACUCGAUGGCGCCGCCGCCGCCGCCGCCGGUGGCCAAGAAGGUGCCGCGUCAGCUCGUGGACCACGGCGACGUACGCGUCGACAACUACUACUGGCUCCGCGACGACUCCCGAUCGGAUCCCGACGUCCUCGCGCACCUCCGCGCCGAGAACGACUACACCGCCGCCGUCAUGUCCGAUGUCAAGCAACUCGAGGAUGAAAUAUAUGCUGAAAUCAGAGGAAGGAUUAAGGAAGAUGAUAUCGAUGCACCUCUUCGCAAAGGGCAGUACUACUACUAUGAAAGGACAUUGACUGGCAAGGAUGUGAAAAUACAGGAAGUCCAGCUCUUUGACAACCAUAUUGCUGUAUAUGAGCGUGAGAAUGGCCUACCCAAAGUAACCUUAUAUCGGCUACCUGCUAUUGGAGAGUCAAUUGGACAACUUCAGGGAGGUCGAACAAUUGAUUUUAUUGAUCCAACAUAUGCUGUGGAUCCUGAGGAGUCUGAGUUUCAUUCAUCUGUUCUUCGAUUUAAUUAUAGCUCAAUGAGGACCCCGCCCUCUGUCUACGACUAUGAUAUGGAUUCAGGGGUUUCAGUGCUGAAGAAGAUUAAACCCGUUUUAGGUGGAUUUGACGCAUCAAAUUAUGUAACAGAAAGGAAAUGGGCUGCUGCUGCCGAUGGCACUCAGAUCCCGAUGUCCGUUCUGUACAGAAAAGAUCUUGUGAAGCUUGAUGGCUCAGACCCAAUGCUGCUAUAUGGCUAUGGCUCCUACAAGAUUUGCAUCGACCCGACAUUCAGAGGAUCCAGAUUAUCUCUGGUAGAUAGGGGUUUUAUAUAUGUGAUAGCUCAUAUUCGUGGUGGUGGUGAAAUGGGCCGGAAGUGGUACGAGGAUGGGAAGCUUUUGAAGAAGAAGAAUACUUUUACUGAUUUCAUUGAUUGUGCCGAGCACUUGAUAAAAAACAAAUACUGUUCCAAGGAAAAGCUUUGCAUCAAUGGAAGAAGUGCAGGUGGCCUACUGAUGGGUGCUGUCCUAAAUAUGAGGCCUGACUUAUUCAAGGCUGCUGUUGCCGGAGUCCCUUUUGUUGAUGUUGUCACAACUAUGCUUGAUCCAACUAUCCCACUGACAACAGCUGAAUGGGAGGAGUGGGGUGAUCCGAGAAAAGAAGAAUACUACUACUACAUGAAAUCAUAUUCUCCUGUUGACAAUGUGGCAGCGCAAGAGUAUCCCAACAUUCUUGUCACGUCUGGCUUAAAUGAUCCUCGCGUGAUGUACUCUGAACCUGCGAAGUACGUGGCGAAGCUGCGGGAUCUCAAGACGGACGGCAAUCUUUUGUUGUUCAAGUGCGAGCUGGGUGCUGGGCACUUCUCCAAGUCGGGAAGGUUUGAGAAAUUGCAGGAAGAUGCUUUUACUUAUGCGUUUAUCCUCAAGGCACUGGGCAUGACUCCAAAGAUGGCUUCACUGUGAAUGUGACUCCAAAGAUGAAUGGGAUGGGAAGGAACUUGGAUUCAUUCAACUCAUCAUUUGUUCUCUCUCUUUGGCAGUAGAAUGAGAUAGAAUUUGUUGAUUGGCAUGCCCAUGUCAUACUCCCUUCUUCCCUAAAUAACCAUUAUUUUCGCUUCCCGAGAAACAACUUUGACUAAAUAUAUAUAAAAAUAUAUUAAUAUUUAUGAUACAAAAUUAAUAUCAUUAGAUAGACAUUUGAAUCUAGUUUUUUAAUAAAUUUAUUUGAAGGUACAAAUGGUGCACAUAUUUUCUGCAAAUCCAGUCAAAUUUAGCGGCGGAUGAGUAUGUGUUAUGUUUAUGUGUGGCAGGCCCUUGGGCCCGGGCAUCUGCGCUGGUGCAGUGGCAGCCGAAAAAGGUGGACUGUGGGAGGAGCAUAGGAAGGCCCAGGAACCCAUGGGGGUCAGGAGGGGAGGACAGUCCGCUGACGCUGACACCUCGGCUCCUCUCCUCCUUGGUCGUGCGUGGUGCCUGCCGACAUCCACCGUACGGCCUGUCAGUUGUCAGCUUGCCAAACAAAGGCAAAGAUUGACCUUGCCUUGGAGUCUUGCACUGCCAUUUCGGGUCAUGCCACGAAUUGGCAUACCUAACCUGACCUCCUCUCUUGCUAGUUGCUACUGUUGAGCUACCAUGGGCCUCUCUCUAUAAUUAGAGCAAACAAUGUUGACCCAAUCACUACCAUGGGACUGGCUGGGCCUCUCUCUAUAAUUAAAACCCAAAGCUUCUUGAUAUAUGCACA
Setaria italica (foxtail millet) is the source of this 2285-nucleotide messenger RNA. Its product is annotated as protease 2. Lineage: Eukaryota; Viridiplantae; Streptophyta; Magnoliopsida; Poales; Poaceae. Bases 74 to 1510 code for a protein of 478 amino acids. Gene Ontology annotation, cellular component: cytosol. Gene Ontology annotation, molecular function: serine-type endopeptidase activity. The record is from RefSeq and is a predicted model, not a curated record. The transcript is spliced from 9 exons. Gene Ontology annotation, biological process: proteolysis.